Molecule: messenger RNA, 689 nt
Organism: Botrytis byssoidea
Lineage: Eukaryota; Fungi; Ascomycota; Leotiomycetes; Helotiales; Sclerotiniaceae
Exons: 3
Coding region: 1-450 (149 amino acids)
Source: RefSeq, a predicted model, not a curated record
AUGUCAUUCUUCAUUCGAUCUCUUCCACGAUUACCAAAAACAUAUAAUCGCACCAUCUUCUGUCAAUCUAUAAACAAAAGAGCUUUUCAUCAAACUAUCGCAAAAAUGGGUGUUCACAACAUUGCCAAAAUCAACAGCGCAACUGAUUUCAAGGCUGCUCUUACCAACAACCAAGUUGUUGUUCUCGACGCCUUUGCAACAUGGUGUGGUCCUUGUAAGGCUAUCGCUCCUAGAGUUGUCAAGCUCUCGGAAGAAUACCCCGCCGCCCAUUUCAUCAAAAUCGAUGUCGAUCAGUUGCCAGAGGUAUCACAAGAGCUCGGUAUCAGAGCUAUGCCUACCUUUAUCAUUUUCAAGGGAGCGGAGAAGGUUGCAGAGGUUGUAGGUGCCAACCCUGCUGCAUUGGAAAGUGCUAUUCAGAGCGCUGUUGAGGGGGUUGAGCCUAAGGCUUAGAGGGGGUGUUUCUGAUGUUUGGGAUAGAAGAUUGAAAGGAAGUUCAUACACAUGGGUAGAAUAGAGUGCCUAAGGGGGCUAUACCGCCUGGUUUUUUGGGUUCCGAUACGUGGAGGUUAGGAAUCAACGUAUGAAUUGAUAUUUUAGAACUACGCGAUUUGGAUCUAUGGAUCUUACUCUUGUGAACGGGCUAUGAAUGAUGGCGAUGAAAUCACUCUGUUUCACCUUUUCUUCAGUAU